This is a messenger RNA of Chondrus crispus (carragheen), 147 nucleotides long. RefSeq lists its product as hypothetical. Lineage: Eukaryota; Rhodophyta; Florideophyceae; Gigartinales; Gigartinaceae. The coding region runs from base 1 to 147 and encodes 48 amino acids. The record is from RefSeq and is a predicted model, not a curated record. The transcript has a single exon.
AUGUCGCACAGGGUCGAUUGUUGCGAAGGGUGGAUCGAUUGGGGGAAUGACUGUCGCCAUGGUUUCGAGGAAAGCUGGUGUUUCCGUGCUUUCAAAUUUCACGGCGGAGUCUCAGUUUUGGGGCUAGUGCGUUUGUUGCAGUGUUAG